Eufriesea mexicana is the source of this 637-nucleotide messenger RNA. RefSeq names its product longitudinals lacking protein, isoforms A/B/D/L-like. The transcript has a single exon. The record is from RefSeq and is a predicted model, not a curated record. Bases 153 to 407 code for a protein of 84 amino acids. NCBI's taxonomy places the organism in Eukaryota, Metazoa, Arthropoda, Insecta, Hymenoptera, Apidae.
UCCCAGGAUUAUAAAAUGACCGUCCGACUACUCGUUCGGUCGUGUGAACAGCAUACUAAUAAAGUCGUGAAUCCUGUGUUCCAGCCGAAGACCUGAGCAUCACCGGGCUAAAGUGGGCGGCAGCUUGGCAGAGAUGGAGCGUGCCUUCGAUCAUGUGGCGAUCCGGCGGUGGAUUGGGCAAGGGGCUCGGUUCUAGUUCCUCGAAUCCCGAGGGCUUCAAUUGUCCGGCCUGUGGCAGGGUGUACAAACUGAAGAGCAGCCUGAGAAAUCAUCAGAAGUGGGAGUGUGGCAAAGAGCCUCAAUUCCAGUGUCCUCACUGUGUGUACAGGGCAAAGCAGAAGAUGCACAUCGCGCGGCACAUGGAACGAAUGCACAAAGAGAAAAUUUACAAGCAAGAGCUCGUCUAACGAGGGUGGUGAACGCGGAAACCGUCGACGUCGUCGUCCGGGCGCGAAAGGCUACUACGCAAACUUCCAUCGACUUCCAUAUUCCAUCGGCUGCUACAUCGCGAGCAACGUUACGAACCACGUUAGAAAACGCGCGUCAUCCUCUUCUUUCGCGCUCGGUUGACGUUCCGAUUAACCAUUGCAAAAGAGAGACGAACACACCACACACGGAGUGACAGAGGAACGACAGA